AUGCAGGCGUCUGAAGGAAGGAGAAAGAUGGAGGCUCUCCUUGAGGGUGGCCGUCCUGUAAAGCACGUGAGCCGAAAGGCCUUGUAUACCAGACUCGAAGCUCGCGUCAACUACCUCAAAGACUUUCUCGACUUCAAUUCCAGUGAUAUCGAAGCUUUAACCACAGGCUCCAAGUACAUCAAGGCUCUGAUCCCUGCCAUCGUCAACAUUGUCUACAAAAAGCUCCUGGAACAAGACAUCACCGCUCGUGCCUUCAUCACAAGAGAUACCGCCGAUGAGACCACAAACGUAGAUGACUGGUACACCGAGAACAGCCCACAGAUCCAGCGACGAAAGUUGUUCCUGCGGUGGUACCUGACCAAGCUCUGUUCCGAUCCGACUGAGAUGGAGUUCUGGCGGUAUUUGAACAAAGUCGGAGUGAUGCACUCCGGCCAAGAACGACGAAUUCCCCUCAACAUCGAAUACAUCCACAUCGGCGUCAUGCUCGGGUUCAUCCAGGACGUCUUCACCGAAGCCCUCAUGUCCCACCCCACCCUCUCCCUUCAACGCAAAGUCGCUCUCGUCCGCGCCAUCGGCAAGAUCAUCUGGAUCCAAAAUGAUCUCUUCGCCAAAUGGCGUGUCCGCGACGGAGAAGAGUACGCCGACGAGAUGUCCGAGAUCAUCCUUGACGACAAGGAAGGCUAUAUCGGCGAGAAGAAGAUCCUCGGCGACAGCAGCGCAUCGGCGAGCUCCAGCGACGACGACCGCUCCAGUAUCGCGAGCAGUGUGGCGCCGUCUGCCGCCUCUGCGUGUCCAUUUUCGGAUAUGGCGAGGCCGUCGUCCGAGACAAAGAUCUGGGCUGGACGGUGA
This is a messenger RNA of Aspergillus fischeri NRRL 181, 849 nucleotides long. RefSeq names its product protoglobin family protein. Gene Ontology annotation, molecular function: oxygen binding; heme binding. Lineage: Eukaryota; Fungi; Ascomycota; Eurotiomycetes; Eurotiales; Aspergillaceae. The transcript has 3 exons. Bases 1 to 849 code for a protein of 282 amino acids. The record is from RefSeq and is a predicted model, not a curated record.